CGAGUGGGAGAGAGAAACGGGGCGGGGUGAAGGAGAAGGGGCGGGACGUUACAAGAAAAAAGUCGUCAGAAGCCGCCGACACGUAAAGACGGAUGAUGAGGCAGCCGCAGUCAGCCUCGUCCCGGAGGAUUUAAACGGAUAUCUGGGGCAGCUGUACUCCUCCCUGCCUACGCUUUCAAUGGCACAUCCAAACGUGGACGGACAUCGGGACAGCAAAGAGACGACACCCCUGAACGGGGACGAGGCCACUCCGUCCGUGUCAAGGUGCCACAAUGACUACCGCAAGCUGUCCAUCGCCAGCAUCAUCUGCGGCCUUUCCUGUUUGGGCAUCAUGGCCCUCAUCAACUCGGUCAAGGCUCAGGAGAAGCGGACGUCGGACCCUGAACUGGCCGAGCAGUGUGCACUCAAGGCCCGCAAGUUCAGCCUGCUGGCCAUCGUGCUGUGGGUGGCCAUUCUGGUGCUGGUCCCUACUCUGAUGACUGUGGUGUCCUACCUUUUAACUUUCAUCGACUGACCACCCGAGCGUCACACAUGGACAGUGGGCUCUUUCGCACCUUUUGUAAAUUAUUUAUCCUGUAAAUAAGCACUUUUUUCUAUAUUCAUGUAUUUUAUUACAUAUUUUUGUAAUUGUUAGUAAAAAAAUAUUCUAAAAAGUUUAUAAAAAUAAUCUAAAAACACACAGGCUCUGGCUGGGAUGGGUCUUAGAAGCAAAGCAAAAAACAAAGGUCCUUUUACACCGACCACCCGUGAAGGCCCACCAGAGUGUCACUAAUACACGUGACUUUAUGUUAUUACGUUA
This is a messenger RNA of Polypterus senegalus (gray bichir), 799 nucleotides long. RefSeq names its product transmembrane protein 265-like. NCBI's taxonomy places the organism in Eukaryota, Metazoa, Chordata, Cladistia, Polypteriformes, Polypteridae. The transcript is spliced from 3 exons. Gene Ontology annotation, cellular component: membrane. Bases 179 to 514 code for a protein of 111 amino acids. The record is from RefSeq and is a predicted model, not a curated record.